AUGGCAGAGUUUGGCUUGUCGCUCUUGCCGAAGGCUGUGGCAAGGUCGGGUUCAGCCUCGUUCGCGGCAGGGGUUGCAAAUCCUGGGCCUUUGUUGCUUGUCCUCGGCGUUGCAACUUUGGGCCCCGCACUGCCACUGCAUGGUGUAAGUUGUGCCGGGGUGGCAUCAUCGGUUUUUGACUGCGUCUCCCUUGGCUCGUCACUGCUUCUGCAGGGGCGGGCUCGUGUGGACUUGCUGCUGUCAGCAGCUGAUGCCGUUGCACCCGGUUCGCCACUGUUGCUGCAAGGUGUCUCCUGCACGGGCUCGGCUCUUCCAGCUCCGGGCGCCACAACACCAGAGUUGCCGCCGCCUCUGCACAGCUACGCGUGCAUUGGUCCGUCCUUGCCCGCGCUCGCAGAAGCCUCGUUAGAAUUGCCCCUGCUGCCGCAAGGUGCUGCUCGCUCGGGGUCCGCACUUUUCGUGUCAGACAUGGCCCACUGUGAUCUUCCGUUGCUGGACCCAUUGCCUUCAGUGCUGGACAUGGCACAGUUUGGCUUGUCGCUCUUGCCGAAGGCUGUGGCAAGGUCGGGUUCAGCCUCGUUCGCGGCAGGGGUUGCAAAUCCUGGGCCUUUGUUGCUUGUCCUCGGCGUUGCAACUUUGGGCCCCGCGCUGCCACUGCAUGGUGCAAGUUGUGCUGGGAUGGCAUCAUCGGUUUUUGACUGCGUCUCCCUUGGCUCAUCACUGCUGCUGCAGGGGCGGGCUCACGUGGACUUUCUGUUGUCAGCAGCUGAUGCCGUUGCACCCGGUUCACCACUGUUGCUGCAAGGUGUCUCCUGCACGGGCUCGGCUCUUCCAGCUCCGGGCGCCACAACACCAGAGUUGCCGCCGCCUUUGCACAGCUACGCGCGCAUUGGUCCGUCCUUGCCCGCGCUCGCAGCAGCCUCGUUAGAAUUGCCCCUGCUGCCGCAAGGUGCUGCUCGCUCGGGGUCCGCACUUUUCGUGUCAGACAUGGCCCACUGCGAACUUCCGCUGCCUCUGCAAGGUGUUGCCUAG
Molecule: messenger RNA, 1032 nt
Organism: Symbiodinium natans
Lineage: Eukaryota; Dinophyceae; Suessiales; Symbiodiniaceae
Source: the annotation of a GenBank genome assembly